This is a messenger RNA of Scedosporium apiospermum, 1680 nucleotides long. RefSeq lists its product as uncharacterized. Lineage: Eukaryota; Fungi; Ascomycota; Sordariomycetes; Microascales; Microascaceae. Bases 1 to 1680 code for a protein of 559 amino acids. The record is from RefSeq and is a predicted model, not a curated record. The transcript has 4 exons.
AUGGGCUGGGAUUCGAAUUCUCCUGCCACUGAGCAGAACCCAUCGCCUGGGGUAGACUUCGAUGCUGUGGGUAUCUUCUGGACUGCCUUUGCGGCUGCCUGGACGGGCAUUAUUGUCUCUGGAAUGGUGUUUCUCUUCAUGAAGCGCGACAUGCCCUUUUUAAGGGUUCGUUCCCUCUCCUUGUCCUUCGGCGCCGUCAUCCUGCUCCACCUGUACUGGCUUGCUGUGCAAUUGGGCUAUGUCUACGGUGCCCUGAUGCCCGCGGCGGUUGAGUACUGGAUCAUGAGCAUCUACGUCCCCUUCGGCAUCGCCCUCUUCCAGGCGUCCAACACACAGCUACUCCAUGUCUCCAAAGCGCAAAAGAAAUUUGUUCGACAUGAGAGCAUUUCCAGCAUUCGUCCAAGACUCGAACCCGUCAAGCCGUCGUACCUCCGCAUCCACCGCAAGCUCGACUACCCGACAAGAAUGUUGUUGUAUGUCAGCAUUGGCAUGAUGUUCCAGCUCUUCUUGACGACCAUUAUGUUCCUUGUCUCGCGCAAAUUCCACGACGAGUUUGGCAUUGCGGGAACCGAAGUCACCGGGACCGACGCCGAACGAAAAGCACAACAGGGCAAGGGUUGGGAAUGGUGGCCGUCGGUCUUCUGGCAGGUCUUUUGGGCUUGGAUAUUCGCUCCCAUUAUCCUCUGGAAAGCUCGUAGGAUCGAAGAUACACAUGGCUGGCGCCUUCAGACCAUGGCUUGCUGCCUGGCGGGGUUACCCGCGAGUCCGAUGUGGCUGAUCGCUCUUUACGUGCCACAAAUGGCCCCGGUCAACGAGUAUUUCAUUCCACCACAGUGGAUUGCCGUCUCCAUCAUGGUCCUCGAGAUCUUCACUAUAAUCCUGCCCUGCUUCCAAACUCUGAGACAUCGGGCACUACAACAAGAAACGCUCGAUUCGAUUGCUCGUUGGGAAUCAAGGAAUAAGACAAAGCCCGUAGAUGACUCCGUUUCAGACUCUUGGAAAUCUCUUGCUGGGAUGGGCAAGGCAGGCUCAGUCUACUCCAGCAGUGAUAGCGUUCUCGUGAUUGGAGCUCUCGAAUAUGUCUUGGAGAAGAACCCUGAACCUCUGCGCCAGUUUUCGGCGUUGAAGGAUUUCUCGGGUGAGAACAUCGCGUUCUUAAUGAGUGUUGCAGAGUGGAAGGCCUCGCUCCCGCCGGCUGCGAUAGACGACGCGAGUGACGGGCCUGGCAGGAGUAUUGCUCGCGAACUUGUGAGACAAAAGUUUAACCACGCCCUGCGCAUCUACAACGACUACAUCAGUCCGCGUGGAGCUGAGUUUCCCAUCAACAUUGCUUCUGCGGAGCUUAGGAGACUUGAGGUUGUUUUUGAGGAUGCCGCACGCGUCAUGUUUGACACUAAGGAGGUCGUCAAUCCUAUUUGCCCAUUUGAGAUGGUAGAGACUUCAUCCUCAUCCGAGCUCACCGCCGUUGGCUCUGAAAACAGUAAUAUCGAAAAGGACGAGAGGAAAACCUCCAGCACGGAUGGAGUCUUGUUCUGGGGUGAGAUUCCCGAUGCUUUCAACGCUACUGUGUUUGAUGAAGUCGAGAAGAGCAUUAAAUACCUGGUGUUAACCAACACAUGGCCCAAGUUUGUCAGGGAGAGGCGAGGUUCAUCGGAGACACUGCGAUCGGAGGAAUGCUGA